Molecule: messenger RNA, 1497 nt
Organism: Cyclocybe aegerita
Lineage: Eukaryota; Fungi; Basidiomycota; Agaricomycetes; Agaricales; Hemipholiotaceae
Source: the annotation of a GenBank genome assembly
AUGGGGAACCAAGCUUCCUCUUCGCGAAUACCGACGCCCACAAAGCUCUCGUUCGAGGAGAAGGACACCUUCAUGGAGGUCUCCGACUCGGUUGCGGCGCUGCACAUAACCGACCCGUUAUCGAGCGAUGGCUCGCUGACCCUCAGCCAGGUCGCCUCCUGGGAGAAAGCCGCCAACACUGACUCGAAGAUCCGACUUGCGCGCACGAUCUUCCACCAGUCGAACAUCCGUUCGGUGCUCAAGUCCCGCUCGGCGGGCAUUGCGGAUCAGCACAUCUUCAACAACGUGCUGGACUACAAGACGACUCCGAUUACAAACCAGAAGAGCAGUGGGCGCUGUUGGCUGUUCGCCACGACCAACGUCAUCCGAUAUGGGAUCAUGAAACGCUUGAAGCUGAAGGAGUUCCAACUGUCCCAGUCGUACCUCUUCUUCUGGGAUAAGCUCAACAAGGCCAACUACUACCUUGAGCUCAUGAUUGAGACCGCCGACUUGCCCAUUGAUGACCGACUUAUCACCCACCUCUCCACGGAACUCAUCAGCGACGGCGGCCAAUGGGACAUGGUGGUAAACCUCAUUGAGACCUACGGCAUCGUCCCUCAGAGUAUCUAUCCCGAAUCCACGCAUUCUUCGCUAUCUGGCCCUCUUAACUCCCUCUUGAAGACCAAGCUUCGCGAGCAUGCCAUCAUUCUCCGUUCUUUGGCCGACACGCUCCGGGGUGCACACGUGAGGGAAGAGACUGUCAUCGCUACUCUCCGAGCGAAGAAGGAAGAGCUCGUAAGGGAGGUGUACAAGAUCUUGACCGCCACCCUCGGUGUUCCGCCUCCACCUAACAAGCGGUUCAUUUGGGACUACGUCGAUUCCGAAGAUAAGGCUGCACGAUGGGUGGGUUCGCCCAAGGAUUACUUUGAGCAGUUUGCGAGCAAGCCCUUCUCGCCUUUGGAUUCUUUCUCGCUCAUCAACGACCCUCGUAAUGAGUACAACAAACUCUACACUGUUGAUAAGCUUGGAAAUAUCUGGAACGGACGGCCUAUUCUUUACGUCAACACUGAAAUCGAGACCAUCAAGUCCGUUGUCGUCAAGCUCAUUAAAGCUGGACAGCCCGUAUUCUUUGGUUGUGAUGUUGGCCAGUUCUCCGACAAGGACGCUGGGAUCAUGGAUACUGCUCUCUUCGACUACGAGAAUGCCUUCGAUAUCAACUUCGGUUUGACCAAAGCCGACCGCCUUCAGAUCGGCGAAUCCGCCAUGACACACGCAAUGGUGAUCACGGGAGUCCACCUCGACCCGACUGGCAGACCGGAGCGGUACAAGGUGGAGAAUUCAUGGGGGGAGACAGCCGGCAAAGAAGGGUACUUUGUUAUGACCGACGCUUGGUUCGAGCAAUUCGUGUACCAAGUCGUCGUUCCGAAGGCUCUCGCGCCGAAGGACCUUGUUCAGGUGCUCGAAUCAGGGGAGAAGAUCGUCUUACCGCCCUGGGACCCGAUGGGCGCGCUGGCUUGA